Molecule: messenger RNA, 4864 nt
Organism: Zeugodacus cucurbitae (melon fly)
Lineage: Eukaryota; Metazoa; Arthropoda; Insecta; Diptera; Tephritidae
Exons: 4
Coding region: 2742-4448 (568 amino acids)
Source: RefSeq, a predicted model, not a curated record
AUUUUUAAAGAUUAGGGGUGAUGAAGUUUUAAUAAACAAGGUAGAUAGUGUAAAUUUUCCUUCCGUUGCUUAAUUCGAUGUUUUCUAUGUACACUAAUUAUAAAAAUCAAUAAACAUUUGAAAUCACCGUCCAUAUUAUUUAGGUCGUUUUCAAACUCGCAAAUAAAAAGUGUGUAUGUCUGAAGGAUCAAAUUUAAGAUAUGAUUUGGCCACAGCCUAAAUGAGUCAAAAACCAUAUCUCAGGAACUACUGGACCAAUUUAUAUGAAAUUUGGUCCAUGAUAUUUUGAUGCCAUUCCAAUAUUUUCAUGUCAUUCUAAAAGGACAUGAAAAAAUAGUAUCAAAAAACUUAAUAACAAACAUGUAAUCCAAAAGAGAGUUUUAUUUUGAGCAAAAAAUAUAAAAAUCAAAUAUAAUGAUUAUUUAUGAUUUUUAUUUUUUUUGCUCAAAAAUAAUGACUAUAUAUGAAUUUUAUUUUUUUGCUCAAAAAUGAUGAUUAUUUAUGAUUUUUUACAAGUUACUCAAAAUUAAUCAUUAACUGUGAACAAAAUCAUAAAAUUCUGUAUUUAAAAAAUCAUUGUGGAAAUGGAUAGAUCGUCCAAAAAGGAUUACAAUGACGUUAUCCUUUUGUUUGUCUGACGAUUCAAAGUGAUUGAUUUUUUUACUUAAAAAUCGGAACGAUAAUCAUUAUUUACGGUCCCUGAUCCUCAGCGUAUUGUGCCAACUAUAACAACUAAUCUCAUGGCCUCCACCAAUAAUGAUAUUGGGUGACUAUAAAUACCAAAAAACAUUACGAACAAUUAACCUAAAAAGGAUUCAUUAAACUUCUAAAUAAUAUCUAAGAAAUUAGUACGUGAGUCGCUAAGGAUUAUAGAAAAUUAACCAAAAUUUUUAAAAGAAUGUUUACCGUGUUUUUUUUUUUACGAAAAUAAGCAAUCGCGAUCAAUUAAUGUAGCCAAAAAUUUACAUCACUCAAACAAGCCAGUGGCUAUAGUAUUAGAUCUUCAGAAAAAAGGUUUCAAAGCUAUAAACGCACUCAACAAACUAAAUUGGAAAACUGAACCGAAACUACCCAGCAAGUCAUGUGUACUGAAACUCCAACACAUUCAAAGAAAUUUUAAUAACACCACUACAUACACACAUAUGCAACAAAGGGCAAAAUGUGCAUAAACAAUUACCUCAACUCUUCUCUCGUACAGCACCCUGAAUGAUAGAAAAAACAACCCAAGUUCCCGUGUUUGAACAAGUUUUGUUUUGAGUCAUGGCUGCUUGUGAAGUAUUAUUUUGCGUGUUUUAUUUAAAUCAGUGAUCUGCAGCCUAAUUAAAGUUUAAAUCAUUGAAGCACGCAUUUUUAAAUAAGUAAAACGUAAAAUAAAAGUUUUCUAAAGCCAAAAUAAGAAAUUGAAGACGGUGAUACAGUAAUACUUCAUCGCGUUGUCAAUUAGAAGCACGCAAUAGAAGCUUCGCCAACAAUGGUCAACAUCAAGGGCGAAACCAUUGAAUACAUAUUUCAAACCUCAUACGCGCGUUAAAUGUACGCAACCUAAUUGGUGUCACUUAUGGUAGCAGCGUAGAACUUUCGAAGCGAUGGAAUAUGUGCUGCAAGCAAAUCCAGAACUAUGGAUGCAUACGCUGCUACAUCGAACACAAAUCAUUUACACACUAGAUAUUCGGUUUAAUGUCACUUUUUACGUGCAAUUAAUCCUUUUGGUCAACACAAGCACGGGAAGAAUUGAAACGACAUGGUUUGGGUGCUUUUGUAACCAUGUAACCAUUUUGCCAACGAGCUGGAGGGCAAAGCAGUUGCAGUAUUUUUGGACUUACCGGCACCUCAGUUGGCCGUGCCAUUAGCAGCUUAAACACAGAAAUUAAAGGGACUUUUUUCAUCCAUUUUCACCUUGCAUUGAGGAAUCAUAAUGUUGUUGUAUCCCUUUACAAGGACAUGGAUUCGCCGAAAUUAGUACAAUGGAAAUACUACAGCAAGAGCAUGGAUGUUAAGACUAGAACGUUGCCCAUGCUAGAUUUAAAAUUCCUGAAGUAUAAGAAACCCUCCUCACAGAAAUUGUAUAAAUCUAGUACUAGUGAAAUUAAUGAAAGAACAGAUCUUACAAAAACUCCUAAAGAAACCAAGAGUUCUCACAUAAUGUGCGCAGCUUACACUUCCGGGCCGCUCGGGGUAUUUGACAUUUGCCACUCUCCCUCAAGCCUUUGUCAGAUAGCAAAAAUUGUUCAGCUAUUCAAUACGUUAUUCAUAUGUAUAUAGUGUAGUACGAUAAUACAUGUAUAAAGUAAAUAUAAUAAUGUAACGAAAAUGGCACCAGAACAAACUAGAAUCUACAAUCGAAAUCGAUAACUUGCCAGAUGUAUCUAGAGAUCGAUAUUCGUAGUUGCCAGAAUAUUCGAGUGACGAUGUAUCGCUUACAAUCGACUAUAUAAGGGCUGUCGGACUGGCAGCAACACACAGUUCUGAUAAGAGAGUUGUCGAGUGUGGACAAUUCUAAGGAGAGAGCAAAGUGUAAACAAGUUAUAAGUUAGAGUUGUAAAGUAGAGUAUUGAGUACUAAAGUGUUAAGUUAUAAGGAAUUAGAAAUAAAGAUUAGUGUAUAGCCAUUAGAGUGUGACUUUUAUUUGACAAUCCAGUGAUCGAACUCAGGGUAGAGUUUUAGAGUAAACGACAGAUUUUGGAAAUCCGUUACAAUUGGUGUCAGAAGUGGGAUUGACAAAUAAAACUCCAUAGGAGAUAAUGGCCAAAUUCAGCGAAUUAAGGAUACCACAACUCAAAAGAGAGUUGGAACAACGAGGCUUAGCAACGAAUGGUUUGAAAUCAGAAUUGCAAGCCCGGUUAAGAGAGGCAAUGGAAGAAGAAAACAUCAGUGUGGACGAAUUUGUUUUCGAAUCGCUGUUAGAGGAAUCGACAAAGAAAAUAGAGGAAAAGGAAGAUAAUCCAUGUUCAUCAGGAGUACAGGACAUGAAGAUGGUUUUGUCUGCAUUGUCACAGAUUUCGUUGCAGUUGACGGAGAUGAAAGCAGAGCAUUCGCAGUUAUCAACGCAGAUAUCAGCUCAAAUAUCGGUACAGUUAAAAGAGCGGAAGUCGGAAGCGAAUGGGAUAUCUUCACAGCUGGAAAAGCAUGAACAAAUUUUAUUAACACAGACCGAAGCGAAUGAUGCGUGUAUGUCAAAGCCUUUGGAAGCGCAAGGGCAAGUUUUGUCAACACAGUCGGAAGCGAAUGGAGUGUCUUUACAGGUGAAAGAGGAGGAGGAUGAGUCAAUGGAUGUGGCCUCAAAUAGAGCAGAGGUGUCAACACAACUGGAAGUACAUGGAGAGAAUAUGUCCACACAGUUGGAAGCGAAUCAGACGUAUAUGUUAAGACCUUUAGAAGCGCAUGAAGAGAUUUUGUUAACACAAUUGGAAGUGAAUGGGAUGUCCUCACAGUUGAUAGAGGAGGAGUCGAUGGAGCUGACCUUACAAAGAGAAGAGGUGUCAACACAGCUGGAAGUGCAUGGAGAGUGUAUACCAUCACAGGUUUCGGCACAGGUGUCGACACAGUUGAAGGAACAGGAGGUGCAUAAAUCGACGCAGGUGAUCCCAGAGGAAACAGACGUGUUAUGGACAAAAGAUUGUGAUCUGAAGGAAGAAGACUCUCAACAACAUGAGCCUCCAGGUGUGAAACGUCCAAAGAAAGAAGAAAUAGCUGCAGAACGUCCAAUCGCAAAGGUACAGUGCAAAAGUUUCAAGUUAGUGGCUGGUUGCUUAUAUCGAUGGUGGAAAGGCAAAGGAGAAUACUGCUCCCGAACUCUCGUGAUUGUUCGAAACGAAAGAUCACCUAAAGUUCGCUACGAGAUGCACAAAGGUCCAAGUGAAGUGCACAUAAGAAUCACGGAAACCUUGGGAAGGUUGAGGAAUCAGUUUUGUUGGGUUGGUUGUCGUAAAUCAAUGAGAGAUUGCAUUGCAGCUAAAGUGUCGAUAUCCAAGAGUCAUGGUCAGAUGAAGCAGUUCAGUUCGGGAGCGCCAUUUGAUGGAUUCGCCAUGGUUGCAGCUGCUCCAUUACCUACCAGUGAAUCAGGAAACAGGAAUGUUUUGUUGGUCAGGACAAAUGUGUGCGCAAUUCGUAGUAAAGAGACUGACGAGAUGACGGACGUGGAUAUCAAAAGUCGGGAAGUGUGCCAGAAGCUAUAUGUCCGGAAAAUAUGUGAAGCUGCAUCGCAUCCACGAUCCGACAUCAUGGUGGAAAGAUUCAUCCGAAAUUUGGAAGAGCAUUUUAGAAAGCUGGUGGACAGGUAUCGUCACAGAUACAGAGGACGUCCAUAUAUCUAUGUUCCUGGAAUCAACGGCGUAGACCACUGCGAGGAUAAUUUUUGGUUACUAAUUGAUUUAAGGUUUAGGAUUAAUGCUAAUCGAGAAAGAAAUGCUAAAGAGGACAACAGUGUCCUAGAAGACGAGAUGAAAUGAAGAAAUGCUAAGGGUUUGGUUCUGGAAGUAUGUCUAAUCGGGACGAUCAGACUUAAGUGGAGGGCAGUGUAACGAAAAUGGCACCAGAACAAACUAGAAUCUACAAUCGAAAUCGAUAACUUGCCAGAUGUAUCUAGAGAUCGAUAUUCGUAGUUGCCAGAAUAUUCGAGUGACGAUGUAUCGCUUACAAUCGACUAUAUAAGGGCUGUCGAACUGGCAGCAACACACAGUUCUGAUAAAAGAGUUGUCGAGUGUGGACAAUUCUAAGGAGAGAGUUGUCGAGCAAAGUGUAAACAAGUUGUAAAGUAGAGUAUUGAGUACUAAAGUGUUAAGUUAUAAGGAAUUAGAAAUAAAGAUUAGUGUAUAGCCAUUAAAGUGUGACUUUUAUUUGACAAUCCAGUGAUCGAACUCAGGGU